AUGAAGCAAUCCUUCUAAAUCAAAUCUGAAAUGCAGAUAAUAAGUAUUAUUAACGAAGUCAGCCUUGCUUUAAGAUUUUAUCCUUGGGUUCUAGUUCAGUUGGCAAGACCUCACUCAUAAAUCAAUUUUAAGUAAUGAAUUC
Molecule: messenger RNA, 142 nt
Organism: Paramecium octaurelia
Lineage: Eukaryota; Ciliophora; Oligohymenophorea; Peniculida; Parameciidae
Source: the annotation of a GenBank genome assembly